Messenger RNA from Rattus norvegicus (Norway rat), 3978 nucleotides. It is a transcript of the gene Brd8, whose product is annotated as bromodomain containing 8. The record is from RefSeq and is a predicted model, not a curated record. Lineage: Eukaryota; Metazoa; Chordata; Mammalia; Rodentia; Muridae. Gene Ontology annotation, biological process: positive regulation of double-strand break repair via homologous recombination; cellular response to thyroid hormone stimulus; positive regulation of transcription by RNA polymerase II. Gene Ontology annotation, cellular component: Swr1 complex; nucleus; nucleoplasm. Gene Ontology annotation, molecular function: transcription coactivator activity; nuclear thyroid hormone receptor binding.
CAAUCGUUGAAGACGUCGGAGCCAAAAUGGCGACCGGGACAGGCAAGCACAAGCUGCUGAGUACUGGCCCGACAGAACCAUGGUCCAUCCGAGAGAAGUUGUGUUUAGCAUCUUCUGUUAUGAGGAGUGGGGAUCAGAACUGGGUAUCAGUUAGCAGAGCAAUCAAGCCCUUUGCUGAACCUGGCCGGCCUCCAGACUGGUUCUCUCAAAAACAUUGUGCUUCUCAGUAUUCUGAGCUCUUAGAGACUACUGAGACUCCAAAACGAAAACGGGGUGAAAAGGGAGAAGUGGUAGAAACUGUUGAAGAUGUUAUUGUUCGCAAACUGACUGCUGAGAGAGUUGAGGAACUGAAGAAAGUCAUAAAGGAGACACAGGAGAGAUACAGGCGUCUGAAAAGAGAUGCAGAACUAAUUCAAGCCGGGCACAUGGACAGCAGACUGGAUGAGCUCUGCAGUGACAUUGCAAUGAAAAAGAAAUUGGAGGAGGAAGAGGCUGAAGUAAAAAGGAAGGCCACAGAUGCUGCGUACCAGGCUCGGCAAGCAGUGAAAACACCUCCUCGAAGGUUGCCAACUGUGAUGGUCCGCUCCCCUAUAGACUCCGCCUCCCCAGGAGGUGAUUAUCCACUUGGAGACUUGACUCCAACCACUAUGGAAGAGGCUACCUCUGGAGUAACCCCUGGGACUUUGCCGAGUACCCCAGUCACCUCGUUUCCUGGGAUUCCUGACACCCUUCCUCCAGGCUCUGCACCCUUAGAAGCCCCCAUGACCCCAGUAACAGAUGAUUCACCCCAGAAAAAGAUGCUUGGACAGAAAGCAACUCCACCCCCCUCCCCUCUGCUGUCAGAGCUCUUGAAGAAGGGCAGCCUCCUGCCUACUAGCCCCAGACUGGUGAAUGAGAGUGAAAUGCCCGUGCCCUCUGGCCAUCUGAGCAGCACAGGGGUUCUCCUGGAGGUAGGCGGGGUUCUUCCCAUGAUCCAUGGUGGGGACAUACAGCCAGCAACCAGUGCAGUGGCAGCCUCCCCCGCUGCCUCAGGUGCUCCCACUCUCUCUCGGCUUUUAGAAGCUGGUCCCACACAGUUCUCCACUCCUCUUCCUUCCUUCACUACUGUUGCCAGUGAGCCUCCAGUUAAGCUUGUGCCACCCCCUGUAGAGUCUGUGUCCCAGGCUACCAUUGUCAUGAUGCCUGCGCUGCCAGCACCGUCCUCUGCUCCGGCUGUCUCCACUCCUGAAAGUGUAGCUCCAGUGAGCCAGCCUGAGCCCUGUGUUCCCCUGGAAGCCGUGGGGGAUCCACAGACUGUGACUGUUUCCAUGGAUAGCAGUGAAAUCUCCAUGAUCAUUAAUUCCAUCAAAGAAGAGUGUUUCCGCUCAGGAGUAGCAGAGGCUCCUGGUGGAUCAAAGGCUCCAAGCAUAGAUGGGAAGGAAGAUUUAGAUCUGGCUGAAAAGAUGGAUAUUGCUGUGUCUUACACAGGUGAAGAGUUGGACUUUGAAACAGUUGGAGACAUCAUUGCCAUCAUUGAGGACAAGGUGGAUGACCACCCUGAAGUGCUGGAUGUGGCAGCUGUAGAAGCAGCAUUGUCGUUCUGUGAAGAAAAUGAUGAUCCUCAGUCCCUGCCUGGCCCUUGGGAGCACCCUAUCCAGCAGGAGCGGGACAAGCCAGUGCCUCUUCCAGCACCAGAGAUGACAGUCAAACAAGAGAGGCUAGACUUCGAGGAGUCAGAAACCAAAGGGAUCCAUGAACUGGUGGACAUCAGGGAUUCAGGUGUUGAGAUAAAGGUGGAACCUACAGAGCCAGAGCCAGGCAUGUCCGGGGCUGAGAUCGUAGCUGGAGUUGGUCCAGUCCCAAGUUUGGAGCCACCAGAACUCAGGAGUCAAGACUUAGAUGAGGAACCUAGAAGUUCUGCAGCUGGAGAGAUGGGUGAGGCAGACGGUUCCAGUGGGAAAGGCGAGGAAAGGCCACUUCCGGCUGUGAAGACAGAGGCGUCCCCUGAAAGCAUGUUGUCUCCAUCACAUGGCUCAAAUCCUAUUGAAGAUCCUUUAGAGGCAGAGACUCAACACAAGUUUGAAAUGUCAGACUCAUUGAAAGAAGAAUCAGGGACUAUUUUUGGAAGCCAGAUAAAGGACGCUCCAGGUGAGGAGGAGGAGGAGGAUGGAGUCAGUGAAGCAGCUAGCCUGGAGGAGCCUAAGGAGGAGGAUCAAGGCGAAGGCUAUUUGUCUGAGAUGGACAACGAGCCCCCUGUGAGCGAAAGCGAUGAUGGCUUUAGUAUACAUAAUGCCACACUGCAGUCACACACUCUGGGCGACUCCAUCCCGAGCAGCCCCGCCUCCUCGCAGUUUUCCGUGUGCAGUGAAGAUCAAGAAGCAAUUCAGGCUCAGAAAAUAUGGAAGAAAGCCAUCAUGCUUGUAUGGAGAGCUGCAGCCAACCAUCGGUAUGCCAAUGUGUUCCUGCAGCCUGUCACAGACGACAUAGCUCCUGGCUACCACAGCAUUGUGCAGAGGCCUAUGGAUUUGUCAACUAUAAAGAAAAACAUUGAAAACGGACUGAUCCGCAGCACAGCCGAGUUUCAGCGUGAUAUCAUGCUGAUGUUCCAGAACGCUGUUAUGUACAAUAGCUCAGACCAUGAUGUCUACCACAUGGCAGUGGAGAUGCAGAGAGACGUCUUGGAACAGAUCCAGCAAUUCUUGGCCACACAGUUGAUUAUGCAAACAUCUGAGUCUGGAAUCAGUGCUAAAAGUCUCCGGGGGAGAGACUCUACCCGAAAACAAGAUGCUUCAGAGAAGGACAGUGUCCCCAUGGGCUCUCCUGCCUUCCUUCUCUCUCUGUUUGUGGGGUGUGAGUGGGUUUGGUUGGAUUCUGGACAAGACUAUCCUGAUGACUCUGAGUUGAGCAAUGACUGCAGGUCCCUCUUCAGCUCUUGGGACUCCAGUCUGGAUCUUGAUGUGGGCAGUUGGAAGGACAGUGAGGAUGCAGAUGUAGAGGCUGAUGAACUAGAGGAAAGCAGUCCUGAGAGAGAAUCUAGCGAGCUUCUUGUGGACGAUAUGGAGAGUGGAGAACCUCAGGAAGAACAAGACACACAGCAGAACCUCCUGCACCUCCUCUCUGAGGAGGAGGCUCUGCAAGACUCCAAAGAGACCGGCCAGGGUGAAGGGGACGCUUCAGACGGAGAAGACACGCCCCCUUUAGGUGAGGGUCGCGAUGGCGUCCGAGUUCAGGAAGCUCCCCUUGUGAAUAUCCUUUACAACUGUAGUAACUCCUCACAACUGAGUGACCUAAGCCAAGGUGAUCCUACUCAGGAUCAUUUCUUAUUUAAGAAGACUCUUCUGCAAGUCUGGAAGAUGAUUGCCAGUCACAGGUUUAGCAGCCCAUUUCUGAAACCUGUAUCAGAAAAGCAGGCCCCAGGAUACAAGGAUGUGGUGAAAAGACCCAUGGACUUAACAACGCUGAAGAGGAAUCUGUCUAAGGGACGAAUUCACACUAUGGCUGAGUUCCAGAGGGAUCUGAUGCUAAUGUUCCAAAAUGCCGUGAUGUACAAUGACUCUGAUCAUCACAUAUACCACAUGGCGGUGGAGAUGCAGCGGGAAGUCUUGGAGCAGAUCCAGGUUCUGAGUACUUGGCUGGAUAAAAGGAAGGACCUGAGUAGCCUGGAAUGAGUGCAGCUAAUCCAGUGGACCAAGGAAGCCUGUUUUGUUAGCUUCGAACUACAAGUCUGAUUCUUUCUCAAGUUACAGCUCUCCUUAGGACUGGCCAGAGAAGAAGUGGAAACUUCUCUUCUCCACUACUUUUCAAAUAAGGAUAGUAAUGCCUCACCUCCUACCUCAAAAGUCAACGGUGCUUGCAAUGUAGUAUUUUUUAAAGGGGUGGGGUAGGGUACCGAGAUCUGGAUUUAUGAUGUAAAUAUUGCCCACAUUUUUGUUGCAUAGACUUAAAAGUAAUUUGAUUGAACCUUUUGUUUCUCUAUAAAUAAAUAGUUUGCAAACUAAA